This is a messenger RNA of Pelodiscus sinensis (Chinese soft-shelled turtle), 2662 nucleotides long. The record is from RefSeq and is a predicted model, not a curated record. Lineage: Eukaryota; Metazoa; Chordata; Testudines; Trionychidae.
GAACACACAUGGCGGCUUUUGAAAGCUGUGAGUGACUCCAGUGCUGCGCGCAGCGUUCUCCUGAUUCUGCACUUUCUCUGCCAUUGAAACGAGAGCGAUGAUGCCGUCACCUGGGCAGACUCUGAGCGCCGGAGGCCUGAGAACGUAGCUGCAGCUGCUGCCUGGGAUCCGGACGGCGCGGGGUCGGAGAGAGCCUGGAACCUCGCGGUGGGCAGUUAAUUCUAAGAUGUCCUUGAGCAGCGGAGCUGCCGGAGGGAAAGGAGUGGAUGCGAACCCCGUUGAGACGUACGACAGUGGGGAUGAGUGGGACAUUGGAGUAGGGAACCUCAUCAUUGACCUGGACGCUGACUUGGAGAAGGACCAGCAGAAGUUGGAAAUGUCGGGCUCCAAAGAGGUGGGGCUGCCGGCGCCCAACGCCGUGGCAACGCUGCCUGAUAACAUCAAGUUUGUGACGCCGGUGCCGGGCCCACAGGGCAAGGAGGGCAAGUCCAAAUCCAAGAGGAGCAAGAGUGGCAAGGACAGUGGCAAGCCUGCGCCGGGAGCUGCUCUGUUCACUCCUGGCGAGGGGACCAGUGGCAAGAAGGAGGUUCAGGGACGCUCUGGGGACGGCACCGGCUCUGGCGGCCUGGUGGCUGCUGUCCUCCCAAAGGGCACUGAGAAGUCCAAGGCAGCUCGCAGUGUGGCCAGCUCCAAAAAGGAGAAGGAGGGCAGCUCCUCCAAGAGCAAGAAGGAAAGGAGUGAGGGGGUGGGGGCUCCGUCCGAGAAGGAGCCCAGCGUGCUCCAGCCUCUCGCCCUGGCCGUGAGGGUGGGACAGUACGACGCGGGCCCGGGGCCGGAGCCUGCUGUGGCGGAGCAGCUCGGGAGUAUAGCGAUCGACACGGGGGCGGCCCUCAACCCUUUGGGAGUUAAGUCGGAGAUGGAGGACGGCGAAAGCGAGUGCCGGCAGCCGAAGAAGGUCAAGGCAGAGAAGAUGGAGUCUCCGGUCUCCACGCCUGCAGUGCUGCCCUUGCACCUCCUGGUGCCCGUUGUCAAUAACGACAUUGCGUCCCCCUGCGAGCAGAUCAUGGUCCGCACGCGCUCCGUGGGGGUGAACACCUGCGACGUGGCGCUGGCUACCGAGCCCGAGUGUCUGGGCCCUUGUGAACCCGGCACCAGCGUCAACCUGGAGGGCAUCGUCUGGCAGGAGACGGAGGAUGGCAUGCUGGUGGUGAACGUGACCUGGAGGAACAAGACGUACGUGGGGACGCUGCUGGACUGCACGCAGCACGACUGGGCGCCCCCCAGGUUCUGCGACUCUCCCACCAGCGACCUGGAGAUGCGGAACGGGCGCGGCAGAGGCAAGCGCAUGCGCCCCAAUAGCAGCGCGCCGGUGACGGAGACGGCGGCCACCUCGGACAGCAAAGGGACCAGCAGCAGCAGCAAGACGCGGGCAGGCGCCAGCAGCAAAGGGCGGCGGGGGAGCCAGACCUCCUCGGAGCAGCGCCCCCCGCCCAGCGGCGCCGCCGAGGACGUCAAGGCCAGCCCCUCCUCGGUGGCCAAGCGGAAGAGCAAGCCCCUCUCCGACAUGGAGCUCAACUCCAGCUCCGAGGACUCCAAGGGCAGCAAGCGCAUCCGCACCAACUCCAUGGGCUCGGCGCCCGCGCCCCCACCCGGGGUCAAGGUGGAGCCCGUGGGCCUGGACCGGAACUGCCCGUCCCCCAUCCUCAUCGACUGCCCGCACCCCAACUGCAACAAGAAGUACAAGCACAUCAACGGGCUGAAGUACCACCAGGCCCACGCGCACACGGAUGACGACAGCAAGCCCGAGGCGGACGGGGACAGCGAGUGCGGCGAGGACCCGCCCCAGAGGCAGAGCAAGGACUCGCCCUACUCGCAGGGCUUUGACGCGUACUACUCCCCGGGCUACCCGCAGGCCAGCCCCGGGCCCCUCAACCCCAGCAGCCAGGCCGCCGAGAGCCAGGCCGCCAAGCUGAAGAAGGAGGAGGAGCAGGAGCUGCCGGAGGGGAAGGGGAAGAGCGAAGGCAGCGAGGAGAAGAAGGUGGAACUCAGCGGCUCCAGCCAGCAGCCCUCGGUCAUCCAGCAGCGGCCCAGCAUGUACAUGCAGUCCCUGUACUACAACCAGUAUGCCUACGUGCCCCCCUACGGCUACAGCGAGCAGGGCUACCACGCCCACCUGCUGAGCACCAGCCCCGCCCCCCGCCAGCGGCAGGGCUUGGAGGUGCAGCCGUCCCGUGGGCUGGAGAAGAAAGCCGAGCUGGGCCUCAAGGAGGACUGGAAGCCGAAGCCGUCGGUCCCUCCGACGCUCACCAAAGCCCCCAGCCUGACGGACCUGGUGAAGUCGGGACUAGGCAAGGCCAAGGAGGUGGGGGCGGUCGAGUCGGCCAAGUCGGUGAUCAUCCCCAAGCUGGAGGACUCCUCCAAGCUGCCCAGCCAGGUGGCCGAGGGGCUGAAGGUGAAGGUGGCUGAGGCCGGGCACCUGGGGAAGGAGGCGGCUGAGUCCAAAGCCGGGGUGGACUGCGGCCGGCAGGCGGAGGCGGACCCCGUCCUCUGGUACAGACAGGUAUGCGAGGCGCUCGGGCAUGCUGCCUGGGGGUUGGGCUCCAUCGGCCCCAGUGGCGCUUCCCUCCCAAGCCCUCCGCACCGCUAGGGUUGCCAGAUGGUU